Molecule: messenger RNA, 948 nt
Organism: Akanthomyces muscarius
Lineage: Eukaryota; Fungi; Ascomycota; Sordariomycetes; Hypocreales; Cordycipitaceae
Exons: 2
Coding region: 1-948 (315 amino acids)
Source: RefSeq, a predicted model, not a curated record
AUGGUCUAUCAAAUGUGUCCCUUUGCGGGCUAUAACCCCGAUACCGAGGUCCCCGACCUUGCGGGAAAGGUCAUUCUCAUUACUGGAGGUACAAACGGCAUCGGCAAGACCGCAGUGCAAGAACUCGCCAAGCACAACCCUGCGCAUAUUUACUUUACCGGCCGCAACCAGCAAGCUGCCGAUGCGCUCAUCGCCUCGCUGCCCCCGGGCGGACCGCGCGCCACCUUCCUGCCCUGCGACAUGGCCUCGCUCGACAGCAUCCACCAGGCAGCCUCGGCUUUCUCCUCGCCUCGUCUCGACAUCUUCAUCGCCAACGCGGGCGUCAUGGCCACGGCGCCGGGCCUGACGCAAGACGGCUUCGAGCACCAGUUUGGCGUCAACCACGUCGGCAACGCGGCGCUGCUGCUGCGGCUGCUCCCCGUGCUGCGGCGGACGGCGCGGGACGUGCCCGGCGCCGACGUGCGCUUCGUGGCGCUCACGUCGCUGGGGUACCGCGCGCACCCGCCAGCCGGCAUCGACUUUGCGACGCUGCGCACGACGCAGGAGGACGAGGCCGGCUUCGCCAUGGGCACGUGGACGCGCUACGGGCAGUCCAAGCUGGCCAACGUGCUGCUGGCGCGCGAGGUCGGCCGGCGGUUCCCCGAGCUGACGAGCGUGUGCGUGCACCCUGGCGUCGUCAAGACGCAGCUCGUCGCGGAGCUGGGUUUCUGGGAGAAGAUGCUCGUGUACGUGACGAACCCGGGCGGGCUGAUGACGCCCCGCCAGGGAUGCUACAACACAGUCUGGGCGGCGACGGGGGAGGAUGUCAGGGAGGCCGUGGCAAAGGGCGAUGCGGCGUUUUUCGAGCCGGUCAAGAAGCCGAAUGCUGGUAACGCCAAGUGCUGGGAUGAGGAGCUAGCGAGGAAGCUGUGGGAGUGGACGGAGGAGGCAGUUGGCGUAAGGGCGUAG